AUGAGAAUUUCGAAACCAUAUUUGAGAAGUACUUCCAUCCAGUGCUACUUGUGUUUACUUCUAAACAGUCAUUUUUUAAAUGAGGCUGGCAUUCGUGUCUUCAUUUUGGGUUGUAUCAGUGCAGGUCUUCCUAAAACAGAAGCAAACUGGCAUGAUGUAAUAAGUGAUUUGAAAAAAAUUGAAGAUCUUAUUCAAUAUAUACAUAUUGAUGCUACUUUAUAUACUGAAAGUGAUGCUCAUCCUGAUUGCAAAGUAACAGCGAUGAAGUGCUUUCUCCUGGAGUUACGGGUCAUUUCACAUGAGUCCAGCAAUAUGGACAUUAACAACACAGUAGAAAACCUUAUCAUCCUAGCAAACAGCAGUUUAUCUUCUAAUGGGAAUAUUACAGAAUCUGGAUGCAAAGAAUGUGAGGAACUGGAAGAAAAAAAUAUUAAAGAAUUUUUGCAGAGUUUUGUGCAUAUUGUACAGAUGUUCAUCAACCCCUCUUGA
Molecule: messenger RNA, 489 nt
Organism: Cynocephalus volans (Philippine flying lemur)
Lineage: Eukaryota; Metazoa; Chordata; Mammalia; Dermoptera; Cynocephalidae
Gene: IL15
Product: interleukin 15
Exons: 6
Coding region: 1-489 (162 amino acids)
Biological process (GO): positive regulation of tyrosine phosphorylation of STAT protein; positive regulation of T cell proliferation; neutrophil activation
Cellular component (GO): extracellular region
Molecular function (GO): cytokine activity; cytokine receptor binding
Source: RefSeq, a predicted model, not a curated record